GGAGCGGGCCCUGGGGCGGGGCGGGGCGGGCGGAGCUGAGGGCACUUCCUGCCGCCGCCAUUUUGUCAUCGAACAGGAGGAGGAAGCGGCGGCUCCUGUGCGGCGGCGGCGGCGCGGCGCGGCCCCGCGGUAUUUCUUUCGAUAGUAGCUUUGAAAAUGAAGGUCAGAGGGCUCAGCUGGUGAAGACGUACAGAACGCCUCAAAGAGUCAACUCUGAUUUAAGGGACUAACGCGCAGGCGCCUCCGUUUCCUCGGACAGGGCCCCGAAGGUAGACGAUCCAGAUACAGUAUCUAAAGGCAUUUGUGCCUGAAGCCACGGAAGAUAGAUGGACAAGCCAAGCAACUUCUGACUCUGCAUCAUUUUCUGGGGCAAAAUUAUAUGGCAAUGUAUCCUACAAGGUAAUGUAGCCCCUGCAGUGAGUAAAGAGGAUUCCUUUCGCUUGGCCACCAGUUCGAUAAGGACAGGUUGUCGCUCGCAAGAAAGCAGCCCUCCUUUCACGUGCAAACUCGAGAGCCAACCUAGAGGGAGCAGCACGAGCUGGAAGCAAAAGUCAAGGGAUUUGCGGAAAGAAAAUCCAAAUUGCAUCCAAACGGUGUCAUGUUUGAGCCAAAGCUCCUCUGGGAAGAGUCCACAGAGAGCAGGGUGUCCGGUGAGGAAUGCAAUGGGAUCAAUAGCAUGUCUGCGGAGAGCGGCCCUGGGACGAGACUGAGAAAUUUGCCGGUGAUGGGGGAUGGACUAGAAACCACCCAAAUGUCUACGACGCAGUCGCAGGCCCAACCCCAGCAAGGCAGUACCGUCGGUGUUAACCCCCCUCCACCGGAGACCUCCAACCCCAACAAGCCCAAGCGACAGACCAACCAGCUGCAGUAUCUGCUCAAAGUGGUGCUCAAGACGCUAUGGAAGCACCAGUUUGCGUGGCCUUUCCAGCAGCCCGUGGAUGCUGUCAAGCUGAACCUCCCUGAUUAUUAUAAGAUUAUUAAAACUCCUAUGGAUAUGGGAACAAUAAAGAAGCGCUUGGAGAAUAACUACUACUGGAAUGCUCAAGAAUGUAUCCAGGACUUUAACACAAUGUUUACAAAUUGUUACAUCUACAAUAAGCCAGGGGAUGACAUAGUCUUAAUGGCAGAAGCUCUAGAAAAGCUUUUCCUGCAGAAAAUCUCCGAAAUGACCCAGGAAGAAACUGAGAUUGUUAUAGCCCAGACAAAAGGAAGAGGACGCGCGAGGAAGGAACCAGUUACAUCCAAACCAGGCUCGUCGACGGUACAGAACGCGACCCAAGCGUCGUCCCCGGCCCAGACGCCGGCCCCGCCGCAAAACCUCCAGUCUGCACAGACGACUCAUUCCUUCCCUUCUGUCACCCCCGACCUCAUCGUCCAGACGCCAGUAAUGACGAUGGUGCCUCCUCAGCCACCCGCGCCUCCGCCGCCCGCGCCCCAAGCCCCCGCUCCGCCGGCCCCGGCCCCCCAGCCCAUGCAGCCUCACCCUCCCGUUAUCCCCACUCCCGCCCAGCCCGUGAAGACAAAAAAAGGAGUGAAGAGGAAAGCAGACACCACCACACCGACGACGAUAGACCCGAUUCACGAAUCGUCAUCCCUGCCCACCGAACCCAAGUCCACCAAGCUGGGUCCGCGGAGGGAAAGCAGCCGCCCGGUGAAGCCUCCAAAGAAGGACGUUCCAGACUCGCAGCAGCACGUGGUAGAGAAGAGCAGCAAAGUGUCGGAGCAGUUAAAAUACUGCAGCGGGAUCAUCAAAGAGAUGUUCGCCAAGAAGCACGCUGCCUACGCCUGGCCCUUCUACAAACCUGUGGACGUGGAAGCCCUGGGACUGCAUGAUUAUUGCGAUAUCAUUAAGCAUCCCAUGGAUCUGAGCACAAUCAAAUCUAAACUGGAGAACCGGGAAUACAGAGAUGCUCAGGAAUUCGCCGCCGACGUGCGAUUGAUGUUUUCCAAUUGCUAUAAAUACAACCCCGCCGAUCACGAGGUGGUUGCGAUGGCACGGAAACUGCAGGACGUGUUUGAGAUGCGCUUUGCUAAAAUGCCGGACGAACCAGAAGAACCUGUGAUUCCGGCCUCUUCUCCCGUGGUGGUGCCGCCUCCGACCAAGGUGGCUCCCCCUUCGUCCAGCGAUAGCAGCAGCGAUAGCUCCUCCGACAGCGACAGCUCGUCGGACGACUCCGAGGAAGAGCGAGCUCAGCGGUUAGCAGAACUCCAGGAACAGCUUAAAGCAGUGCAUGAACAGCUUGCAGCCCUGUCGCAGCCCCAGCAGAACAAACCAAAGAAAAAGGAGAAAGACAAGAAGGAGAAGAAGAAGGAGAAGCACAAAAAGAAGGAGGAACUGGAAGACAGCAAGAAAAGCAAAGCCAAGGAGCCGCCGCCCAAGAAGGCGAAGAAAAGUAACAGCAACAGCAGUACCUCCAGUAGUAAGAAGGAGCCUGUGACGGUGAAGAACAGCAAGCCCCCUCCAGCCUACGAGUCUGAGGAGGAGGAGAAGUGUAAGCCCAUGUCCUACGAGGAGAAGAGGCAGCUGAGCCUGGACAUUAAUAAACUCCCCGGUGAGAAACUGGGCCGAGUUGUCCAUAUCAUCCAGUCGAGAGAACCCUCGCUUAAAAACUCCAACCCGGAUGAGAUUGAGAUUGACUUUGAGACGUUAAAACCAUCCACGUUACGGGAGCUGGAGAGAUACGUAACGUCGUGUUUACGGAAGAAGCGGAAACCUCAAGCAGAGAAAGUGGACGUAAUUGCUGGUUCCUCUAAGAUGAAGGGGUUCUCCUCCUCAGAGUCUGAGAGCACCAGCGAGUCCAGCUCCUCCGACAGCGAAGAUUCAGAAACAGAGCUGGCGCCGAAAGCGAAGAAGAAAGGGCAUUCGGGGCGAGAGCCGAAAAAGCAUCACCAUCACCACCAUCAGCAGGUGCAGCAGCAGCAGCCGCCGGCGGCGGUGCCGCAACAGCCGCCGCAACAGCCGCCGCAACAGCCGCCGCCGCAAGCGCCGCAGCUGCAAGCGCAGCAGCUGCAGCCCCAGCCGCCGGCGCCGCCCGUGCCGCCGCAGGCAGCGCCGCCGCCGCCGCUCAAGUCCUCGCCGCCGCCGCCGCCUUUCGUGCCCGCCCAAGUGCCGGUGCUGGAGCACCCGCUGCCGGGCACCAUGUUCGACGCCAUGACGCAUUUCGCCCAGCCCAUCCUGCACCUGCCCCAGCCGGAGCUGCCGCCCCACCUGCCCCCGGCGCCCGAGCACAGCACUCCUCCGCACCUCAACCAACACGCCGUGGUCUCGCCGCCAGCUUUGCACAACGCCCUGCCGCAGCAGCCCUCGAGGCCCAGCAACCGAGCCGCCGCGCUGCCCCCGAAGCCGCCGCGCCCGCCGGCCGUCUCGCCCGCCCUGAGCCAGCAGCCCCUGCUCCCUCAGCCGCCCCUGCCCCAGCCGCCCCAGGUGCUGCUGGAGGACGAGGACCCGCCGGCGCCCCACCACAGCCUGCCUCUGAGCGCCAGCCAGAUGCAGCUCUACCUGCAGCAGCUGCAGAAAGUGCAGCCGCAGACUCCGCUUCUCCCUUCAGUGAAGGUCCAGUCGCAGCCGCCGGCGCCCCUGCAGCCGCCGGCGCAUCCCGCCGUGCCCCAGCUGCAGCACCCGCCCCAGCAGCGGCCCAUGCACAUGCAGCCCCUGCCCUUCCCUCCCCACCUGCCCCAGCCGCAGCCCCCGCCGCAGCAGCACCCGCCCCCGCCGCAGCCCCAGCCGCAGCCCCCGCCGCAGCCGGCGAAGCCCCAGCAAGUCAUCCAGCACCACCCGUCGCCCCGGCACCAUAAGCCCGAUCCCUACUCGACCGGUCACUUGAGGGAAGCCCCUUCCCCUCUCAUGAUGCAUUCCCCACAGAUGCCGCCGUUCCAGGGCUUGGUCCACCAGUCGCCACCCCAGCCAAGCAUCCAGCCCAAAAAACAGGAGAUGAGGGCCGCCUCUGUCGCGCAGUCGCAGCCGCUGGCGGCCAAGGAGGAGAAGAUGCACUCGCCCGCCGUCCGCACCGAGGCCUUCAGCCCGCCGCUGCGGCCGGAGCCGCCGAAACACCCCGAGGGCGUCAAGGCGCCGGCGCACGGCCAGCCGCGAGCCGAGAUGAAGCCGCUGGAGGGCGGGCGGCCCGUCAUUAGGCCCCCCGAGCAGACGCCGCCGCCGGCGGCACCCCCGCCACCCCCGCCCGGCGGGCCGGACAAGGACAGGCAAAAACAAGAGCCCAAAACACCCGUCGCCCCCAAAAAGGACCUGAAGAUUAAAAACAUGGGCUCAUGGGCGAGCUUGGUGCAGAAGCACCCCACCACGCCGUCCUCCACGGCCAAGUCCUCCAGCGACAGCUUCGAGCAGUUCAAGCGGGCGGCGCGGGAGAAGGAGGAGCGCGAGAAGGCUCUGAAAGCCCAGGCGGAGCAGGUGGAGAGGGAGAAGGAGCGUCUGCGGCGGGAGCAGGAGAGGAUGAGGAGCCGCGACGACGACGACGCCAUGGAGCAGGCUCGCCGGGUGCACGAAGAAGUCCGGCGGCGCCAGGAGCAGCAGCAGCAGCAACAGCAACAGCAACAGCAGCAGCAGCAGCAGCAGCCGCCGCCUCCGCCGCAGCCGCAGCAGCAGCAGCCGGUGGCGGCGGCCGCCUCGGCGCCCCAGGCGCAGAGCUCGCAGGCGCAGCCCUCGCAGUCCAUGCUGGAUCAGCAGAGGGAGAUGGCCCGGAAGCGGGAGCAGGAGCGGCGGCGCAGGGAGGCGAUGGCAGCAACCAUCGACAUGAAUUUCCAGAGCGACCUGUUGGCAAUAUUCGAAGAGAACCUUUUCUAAAGAGCCGCCUGGGGUUUCGCCUCCUGCCUCUCGCCGAGCUGCCCCCCCCGCCCCCCUCCCGAAACCCGGCGAAAAGAAAGAAAAACGCCCCCCUUCCCCCCCAAAAAUCCCGGGAACUCUCCGGAGAGAGAGCGCGUGUGCCGGCCGGGAGGCGAGCGGUGCCGGCGAGGGCCCCUCCCCAGCCUUCCUCCCCCUCCUCCUCCUCCUCUAUGCCAAACGUAUUCACGGUAUAUCCGGGCCUUUGCGUUCUGCCCGCUUGGUUUUUUUUUUUUUUUAUUAUUAUUAUUAUUAUUAUUUUCGGUCGGUUUUAACCCCCCCACACAAAAAAAAUCCCCCCCCCUCAACCGAGGGCCUCGGCUGGGGGAAGGGAGCCGCGGCGCCGCAUCCCGCUCGGCGCCCGCAGCCUCCUGGCCAGCCCAGGAGAUUCCCCCGAUCCUUUUUUCCCUGGUUUUUCCGGGAUAUAUAUAUAUAUAUAUAUAUAUAUUCCCCCCCCCAAAAAAAACAACCAACCCGCAACCCCAUUCCCGGGCUUUCCCCGCCGCCGGGGGGGGGGUUUCCGCCUCCCCCCAUCUCCCCGCCGGCAGCAUCUCCGCCAGCGUCCGCUCGUGCAAAAGGGAAGAGCCCCCCCCUCGGGGGGGGGGGGGGGGAGACGUUGCAGCCGAAAUCUUUUAUUUUUUACUGUUUCCCCCCUUUUUUUCCCCAGUUUCGGUGCCGCGGUCCGGCGGUCAGAGCUAGUUCUCCCAACCAAAGUCAGUCCAGGGCAGGGGGGGGGGGCGGUUCGGGGCACGGGGGGGGGACACACGGUUUCGCUUUAUUUCCUUCCUCCUGCGGGAAAAAAACGGCCGCCGCUCUCCCCCCCCCCCCGGGGGCUGUUUUACAUCCUCGUCGCGGCUGGAGGGGGGGGGAAACACCCCCCAAAACCCCCCCACCGGCGGCGGAGUCGCCGCCCGGCCGCUCGUGUUUGCCUGUGGCUGUAUUGUAUAGUGAAUAUAGUUGGCAUAUAUUUGUUUGAGGUUAUUAAUUCCUUUGUUUUUUCCUGUUUUUUCUUCCUUUUCUUUUUUCCGGGGGGGGUCGGGGAGGGGGGGCACGAGCCCACCCGGCUCGUGGCGUAAAAACACUUUGCUUCUCUUUUCUUUCCGCUCCCCACGGGGGUUUUUUUUUUUUUUUUUAGCCUCUUUGCAAACCGCCGCGUCGUGCCGGGUGGUUUUUUUUUUUUUAAAUAACGUCUCAACCGCAAAAAAAAAAAAAAAAAAAAGUUGUUUUUAUACUGGGAACGGAUCCAGGAUUGCGGCGGUGGGGGGGACACAAAACGCGGGAGCCGGCCCCCCCCCCCCGGCCACCCCGUUUCCCCCUCGGAUUUUCUUUCCCGGCCCCGUUCGGACGUGAUGGUGCCAUAAAUCCCCACUCUACAGCGCGAUCCCGGCGCGCCGGCAGCGGGCGAGCUCCGGAGUUUAAACGGAUCGGGGUUGUUUUCGGGGGCGGGGGGGGUCGUUUUUUUUGGGUUUUUUUUUUUGUUUUUUUCCUUUAAUAUACAGUGAAUAUGCAUUUUGGUCUGUACUGAUCAUGGAAUAAACGCAUCUCUUUUUUUUUAA
Messenger RNA from Dromaius novaehollandiae (emu), 6390 nucleotides. It is a transcript of the gene BRD4, whose product is annotated as bromodomain containing 4. The transcript is spliced from 23 exons. Gene Ontology annotation, cellular component: chromatin; nucleus. The coding region runs from base 599 to 4798 and encodes 1399 amino acids. The record is from RefSeq and is a predicted model, not a curated record. Gene Ontology annotation, biological process: chromatin remodeling; regulation of DNA-templated transcription. NCBI's taxonomy places the organism in Eukaryota, Metazoa, Chordata, Aves, Casuariiformes, Dromaiidae.